Molecule: messenger RNA, 415 nt
Organism: Wasmannia auropunctata (little fire ant)
Lineage: Eukaryota; Metazoa; Arthropoda; Insecta; Hymenoptera; Formicidae
Product: receptor-interacting serine/threonine-protein kinase 4-like
Exons: 1
Biological process (GO): positive regulation of transcription by RNA polymerase II
Cellular component (GO): nucleus
Molecular function (GO): transcription cis-regulatory region binding; protein binding
Source: RefSeq, a predicted model, not a curated record
AUUCAAAAUGGUAACUCUAAUGUUAUGCUUACCUUGAUAGAGAAUGGUGCUAAUGUUAAUGCUACAGAUGUUAUAGGAUAUACGCCAAUUCAUAUAGCUGCUGAAUUUGGGCAUGAAAAUUGUAUCAGUGAUUUAGUUGCUAAUGGUGCAGAUGUUAACACAAAAACUCCUUCAGGUUGGACUCCUUUACAUGUUACUGCUCAUCAAGGACACGCUAAUGUUGUUAGCACAUUAAUGAAAAUGGAGAAUAUUGAUGUAAAUCCUAAGACUCAAGGAGGUUUUACACCAUUACAUGUUGCUGCUUCUGCUGGUAAAAACGUUGUCGUUGAUAUUUUAUCCAAGGAUAAUAGAACUAUUAUUGAUAGUAAGUCUGAAGCACAAUUAACGCCUUUACAUCUAGCAUCAACUGCUGGGU